Molecule: messenger RNA, 1972 nt
Organism: Coffea arabica (coffee)
Lineage: Eukaryota; Viridiplantae; Streptophyta; Magnoliopsida; Gentianales; Rubiaceae
Source: RefSeq, a predicted model, not a curated record
AUGGUACCUUUGCUUCUUCCCCCGGAGAAUUCGAAGAGAAAGUGCAAAAAAUCUGCUUGGAAUUGGAAUCUGUGGAACGACCAAGAGACUGAGAGAGUAGAGAAGAAAGAAAUGCUGGACAUACUUGAAAAGUUCCUUAUACGCAAAGGCUGUUGCUUUUCAAGGCUUGAUGGAUAUACUCCGACUGGAGUACGCCAGUCUCUUGUUGAUGACUUCAACUCAGGUCCAAGCAAACAGGCCUUCCUCGUAUCAACUCGAGCUGGUGGGCUUGGACUCAAUCUUGUUAGUGCAAAUCGUGUUGUGAUCUUUGACCCAAAUUGGAAUCCUGCCCAGGAUUUGCAGGCACAAGACAGGCAGGUUUACAAGCAACAAUUAGCAAAUAUUGCUGUUUCUGGGAAAACGGAGAAACGUUACUUUGAUGGAUUGCAGAGAAUUUCAAGGAGAGCUGUUUGGUAUCUGCAAUUUGUUCCGGGACCUAAGGAAUUAACUAAUACGUCUGUGGAAGCAUCUCAGAACAUCAAACCUAAAGAUGCAAGUAAAGAAGCGGUCGAACCAGUUCUUGAAGACUUGGGUGGUUGUGCAAAGUGUGCUGAAAAGGGCAAAAGCUACUACUAUGAGAAGAAAAAGCUGUUAUUGUCAAUCCUCCUGCAGUUGCUUGCUGUCAAGAAACUGGACAAAAGGGUUUCUAAUCAACAAAAGGAUGAUGAGUUUUUGGACCUGGUUAACAAUCUUGACAGAAUUCGUCAUGCUAAUGUUGUUGAACUCAUGGGUUACUGUGCGGAACAUGGUCAAAGACUUCUGGUUUAUGAGUACUGCUGCAAUGGAUCACUGCAGGAAGCUUUGCACUCUGAUGAUGAUAUUAGAAAUCAACUUUCAUGGAAUGCCCGGAUCAGAAUGGCUCUUGGUGCUGCAAGAGCUCUAGAGUAUCUGCAUGAGAUCUGUGAGCCACCUAUCAUUCACAGGAACUUCAAGUCUGCCAAUGUUCUUCUUGACGAGGAGCUAGCUGUGCAUGUUUCCGAAUGUGGUUUGGCUUCUUUAAUUACAUCGGGCGCUGUUAGUCAGUUGUCAGGACAACUUCUUACUACAUAUGGAUACGGUGCCCCAGAAUUUGAGUCAGGAGUUUAUACUUCCAAAAGCGAUGUUUACAGCUUCGGGGUUGUGAUGCUGGAACUCUUGACUGGUCGAAUGUCAUAUGACAGGACAAGGGCUCGAGGAGAACAAUUUUUGGUCAGAUGGUCUAUUCCACAGCUUCAUGAUAUUGAUGCCUUAUCAAGGAUGGUUGAUCCUUCUCUGAAUGGAAGAUAUCCUGUUAAAUCUUUAUCUCACUUUGCUGACAUUAUUGCACGCUGUGUCCAGCCGGAGCCAGAGUUUAGGCCUCCAAUGUCUGAAGUUGUGCAGGAUCUCAUAGAAAUGAUACGGAGGGAAUCUCCAAACAGAUCAGAUGGCAACUGACUGAGAUUAUCAAACAAGAAAUGGUGAAUCAGUUUCUCUGAAGCUGCAAAACAGACAACAUUUUUUUUGGAAAUUGACUUGGGAUAAAUGAUCAGGAACCAACCAUGAACUCGAUUCGCCUGCUAACACUACUCUCAAUUCUUUCAUCAAGGGGGCGCCUGGAAGAAGGUUGCUAAUGAGUAGUUCAACAACCAUUUGGUUGUCUGGUAAUCCUGAUUCUUGGAAUUGGUUAACUAUCGACAUUCUAGUAUGACUUUUGCAGUGUGUAGAUCCACUUAAUCCAAUUGUUUGAUAGGUAUUAUUUAACAUUAAUUGUUGAUAGUGAAAAUCAUUUAGCUGUAUCUUGUUAUUGCUGGGCUACGCCCAUUAUUUUGUAUGGGUGUCUGGGGGCAGUGUUGAAAAGCCCUACAUUGUACAAUAAUUAGGGCCCUUAGUUAUAGUGUAUUUUGAUGAUGAUACCAAAUUUUGUUCAUCUGAGAAUGAAAACUUUUGCAAUUAUGUUAAAAGGUGGUUGUGCAAA